Messenger RNA from Phalacrocorax carbo (great cormorant), 5657 nucleotides. The record is from RefSeq and is a predicted model, not a curated record. NCBI's taxonomy places the organism in Eukaryota, Metazoa, Chordata, Aves, Suliformes, Phalacrocoracidae.
UGGGUGGGCCCUGUGGAGGCUGCAAUCUCUGUGGUGGGAGCCCUGUGGUGGUACCAGGUCAGUGUGAGGGGAGGUGUGGUGGUGGUUGCCACUGUGGCGGCAAUGUAGGGUUUGUCCCCUUUAUCACCUUGUGCCUGCUGGGAGCCUGGAGCUGCAACCGCUGGUUCUGUGGCCUGCCUGCCUCACGUUCCUGUUUGAAAUGAGUGUGCAGGGUCUCUGCUAACAGAGAUGUAGCCUGGGAUAAAGCCGGGAAGUGAAACACCAUGUACCAGAUUUGCAGCUGUUAAGCUGAAAAGAUCUAGAUGAAGACUGAAAAGCACCCUUGUCCUGGGAAUACUGUGCACCAAAUACAGGAGGGAAAAGAAUGAGUGAAGAGAAUACAGGAGUCAUCACUUCUGCACACAGACUGUUUGAAUUAAUCUUUCGCUUUAAGCCUCAAAGAAGAAUAGGCUGUACCAAUAGUUUAUCAUAAAUAUAUCCUAGUUCAGGAUUCAGGUUAAUCCAACAACCCACAAAAAUCAAACGGCAGAAUAGAAAAUUGGUUUUUGAAUUGUGACUGUCACAUUGGCUCCAGUUUAACAUGGCGACAUCAGGAUAAGUCAGUGUAUGCCCAUAUAGAAAUUCAUCAGUGUUACAAGGCAGUUUGAAUGAUGAGACUCUUGAUUCCUAAAGACUAUAUUUAAACCCAUGGAAAGCCUAGUUGGAAAGCCAUGGAUGAACUAAACUGGUGCUUUCUUAAAAACAAACUGGAAGUGAACUGUUUUGUAGUUCAGAGAAAAGCAUAACUCUGAAAAAAUACAAAAUCCCACCUGAGGAUGAAAGCAGAAUUGAAGAGGACAUUUAUAAAACCGUGUAGGCUGCUUGGUAUGAACACUUAUUUAUUAAUAAACAGAGUGUACUUGCAGCAUUUGGCUGGUUUACAGAAUCUUCAAAAGUUUUGGAAACCGAUCAAAGUUUUGAUGCGCUUCUGGAUUUCUUUCUCUGUCCCCUACAUAAUACAGGAAAUAACAAUACUUUUAAAGCUAAGUUAUUUGGAAAACUUGCUGAAAAUUGCAAGUCCUUAGCUCACUUUGCCAUCAGAAGGUAAAUUUGGCUUCGGUUACGGAGGCGCCAACGACCCUUGGCCGCGUUCGUGGGCGAGGUGGUGCUGCUGUCUGAGGUGCUGAAGCUGGAGGGCUGCGAGGGGAUCCCCCCCACGUACUAGGAUUUUGAUUGUCUCAUCAUCCUAUAUGGACAUCUGUUUCUCCAUACGAAGCAAAUCUGAUGUCAGUUGUUUCCGAGGUGAGCUCACAAGUGACCCUUGUCCAUUCUUCAUUCCAUGUGAGUUACAUCUCUUUCUUUCUGGAGUUUUAUGACUUCGGCCCAGUUGAAAAAAAUGAAGAGUUGGCAAGAACCUUCCUUUAUUAAUGACCUAUCAGGCUUCCACUGAAGUAACGCGCUUUUCCCUUAAAACUCUCCACUACCAUAAGAGGUCCUGAUGGGCCUCCCUGCUUGCCAGCUAGCAGGGCCCUGGACCGAGCAGCCUGCAAAGUCUGGAUGUCUCUCUCACCUCUUGGCAACAGCAUCUUCAAACAUAAGCUGGACGGGCAUCAACCGUCACUGUUUCAGGUGAAAGUCUUGGUUUCUGGCGGGGUGAAAGGGCAUUUUUCAUUCACUCCCCGCUUCUUGCUAUAAAAUAGAAAUUGUAAAUAAUAUUUCCCAGAACAUCACUGGAAAAAAAAAGUAUAUCUUAUCUUUAAUAAUCAGUUGCCAUGGUUUUGAUUUGUCCAGAAGGACGCAGAAAUGCUAAAAGCUGGGAAACUCAGUUGUUCUGAGUUCCAGCUAAACCGCUCUUGCUUACCACAAGUAUCAGCCCCUCAAAGCUGAUUCACCUGUGAGCUGACAGCAAGAAGUCCCUCGCUGUGUGUAACAGGAGAUGGCAUGCGCGCCAGACGAGCGGGAUCGUACAAAUGCCACCUAGGUAACACAUGCAAAUUAACUUUACUUUCAGUAUAAAUUUGCUUGGUGCAAGAAAAUAUAAAAUCUGUCGGCUGCAGCAUUCCUGCCAUGUAAAAUUAAUGAUAUUUAUUUGCUUACUUCAGCGAACAUGCAUGCUCACCAGCGCCUGCAAGGCUGCACCCGGCUACCUUUGAGAAUUGUGCGCAGCCACAGGGAUGGGAAGUUUUUUCCUGAAACACGGGAGGUCUGAGGUCAAAAUGAAUAAAAACUCUAUAUGUAAAUAUGCAAGGAUCCUGCUGCUAUUACACUUGAAAGACUGAGCUACUGUUUCCUGGGGCUUUCCUGUCUGUGUCCCCAAGGGCGUUGUAUGAUGAACAUAAUGUGCGAUCAAGAAUUUCACUGGUCUUCAGACUAACCUUUUUUACAGGUCACAGCUUAACUUGCAAUUUCCUUGAUGUAGUAGCUUUAAGAUUUUCUUUGGGCAGAUUUUCUUUGGCUGUUCUAGAUGGAUUCCUCAAUCUGCUCUGUGUCUUCUGAUGGAAAGUGCUGGAUUGAAGCUGGCUGAUGGAAAAUGCUGGGUUGAGACUCAUUCCUUCACGGACGAGAAAUGGCAAAAUCUACCUUCCCUUCGUGCCGUCACUUCUGCACCGCAUGCUUCCUGGUGCGGGGGUAAUAAGAACACCGGCCUCUAAAGGCUAAAAUGACGUCCACCCCUCGUCCAGCAUCAGAGAAUAAGAACUUCAGAGGAAGGAAUGCAACUUCAUAAAUAGCAAACCACAGACACUAAUGGGGAGCAGAGGCAAACCUGCAGGUUAAAAAUUCGUUGCAAGAGAAGCCCAUCCAUCCACACUGCCUGGAGAUUCAAAGAUGAUUUCAGCUCUAGCCUUUGUUUUUCUCCUCUGCCUCUCUUGUCCUUUUUCCUCAUGUCAGCAGAGAAGAGCAGGAGGUGAAGUUGGGCCAGAAAUGCUGGAGGAGAUGAGAGAAACUAACCGUGUGCUAAUGGAAGUUCGAGACUUGUUGAAACAGCAGAUUAAGGAGAUAACAUUCCUGAAGAACACAGUCAUGGAGUGUGAUGCCUGUGGCAUGCACACCGAGGCGACAGGCCCUGUCAUCACCAUGACACAGUUUAACAGAUGCCUCCCAAACUCCUGCUUCCCUGGAGUGGCCUGCACUGAGACUGGCACGGGCUUCCGCUGCGGACCCUGUCCCCCGGGUUAUUCAGGCAAUGGGUCACACUGCACAGAUAUCAACGAGUGCAACGCAAACCCCUGCUUCCCGAAGGUCCAGUGCAUUAACACCAGCCCUGGCUUCCGCUGUGAUCCCUGCCCUCCCGGCUUCACUGGGCAAAUGGUCGAAGGAGUUGGGCUAGCUUACGCCAGGGCCAACAAACAGGUUUGUACUGACAUCAAUGAAUGUGAGACAGGUGCCGCCAGAAAUUGUGUCCCGAACUCCAUCUGCAUCAACACCCGGGGAUCCUACAAGUGCGGGGCUUGUAAACCUGGCUUUGUUGGGGAUCAAGUGUCUGGCUGCAAGAGCCAGGCAGUGAGACGCUGCCCUAACGGUGAAAUUAGUCCAUGCCACGAGAAAGCGCAGUGCAUCGUGGAGCGCGACGGGUCCCUCUCCUGCGUGUGCCUUGUGGGGUGGGCAGGGAACGGCUAUGUCUGUGGGAAGGAUACGGACAUUGAUGGAGUCCCUGAUGAGAAGCAACGCUGCUCUGACAAAAAAUGCCGCAAGGAUAACUGCGUGACUGUCCCCAACUCUGGCCAGGAGGAUGCAGACAGGGACGGAAUCGGAGAUGCUUGUGAUGAUGAUGCCGACGGAGAUGGGAUUUUAAAUGCUGAGGACAACUGCGUGUACACGCGCAACACAGACCAGCGCAACGCAGACAAGGAUAACUUUGGUGAUGCCUGUGACAACUGUCGCCAAGUGAAGAACAACGAUCAACGGGACAUCGAUGGCGAUGGGAAGGGAGAUGAGUGCGACGAUGACAUGGAUGGCGAUGGCAUCAAAAACCCAGUGGACAACUGCAGGAGAGUUCCUAACCCUGACCAAAAGGACGGUGAUGGCGAUGGAGUAGGAGAUGUGUGUGACAGCUGCCCCACAGUCAGUAACCCCGACCAGAAAGAUACUGAUCACGAUCUGGUGGGAGAUGUCUGUGACACCAACCAGGACAGUGAUGGGGACGGCCACCAAGAUUCACGGGAUAACUGCCCAUCAGUGCCCAACAGCUCCCAGGUGGACACAGACAACGACGGGCUGGGAGAUGAAUGCGAUGACGAUGACGACAACGAUGGCAUUCCAGAUGAGAAACCUCCAGGCCCCGACAACUGUCGGCUUGUCCCUAACCCUGGCCAAGAAGACGCAGACGGUGACGGCGUGGGAAACCUUUGCGAAGAUGACUUUGACAGAGACGCGGUGAUUGACAGAAUUGAUGUGUGCCCAGAGAACGCAGAAGUGACGCUGACAGACUUCAGGGCUUUCCAGACGGUUGUGUUGGACCCUGAGGGUGAUGCCCAGAUUGACCCCAACUGGAUUGUCCUCAACCAGGGCAUGGAAAUUGUCCAGACCAUGAACAGCGAUCCCGGCCUGGCUGUAGGUUACACGGCAUUCAAUGGAGUGGACUUUGAGGGCACGUUCCAUGUCAACACUGCCACAGAUGACGAUUAUGCUGGCUUCAUAUUUGGCUACCAGGACAGUUCCAGCUUUUAUGUGGUCAUGUGGAAGCAGAUGGAGCAGACGUACUGGCAGGCAAACCCCUUCCGAGCAGUAGCAGAACCUGGAAUUCAACUGAAGGCAGUGAAGUCUAAAACGGGCCCGGGUGAGUAUCUCCGCAAUUCCCUCUGGCACACGGGAGACACCACAGACCAGGUCAAACUGCUCUGGAAAGACCCUCGCAAUUCAGGCUGGAAGGACAAGACGUCUUACCGCUGGUUCCUGCAACAUCGGCCUCAAGUCGGAUACAUCAGAGCUCGCUUCUAUGAAGGCCCUGAAGUAGUAGCCGACACCGGAGUUGUCCUUGACACAACUAUGCGAGGGGGGCGCCUGGGAGUCUUCUGCUUCUCCCAAGAGAACAUUAUUUGGUCAAACCUGCGUUAUCGCUGCAACGACACCAUUCCAGAAGACUACGAAACGUUUAGAGUUCAGCAAGACUAACCUCCGAUUUAAACGUCUGUCCAGCAAAACUUGCUUUAAAAAAAAAAAAAGCGCUCAGCUGCCCCACUCCUGCCUCCGGUACGCUGUAUAAAGAACUGUAAGUAACGUACCACCGCACUCUGCGCAGCACCAAGCGUCAACGCAUUACCUGGCAUCUUUCCUACAACGGCAACUUCCUUUAAACGCUACAAAAACCUAUUGGAACGGCAGAGGUGUCGACAGCAAGUGCCUGCGCCGCUGAAAACACUAGCUCGCCACGCUGCAUGGAAGAAGAUGGGCGGAGAAGCUACCUGCGGUAGCUGGAAUUGUGUGAGUUUAGCGUGGAUGAUUCCCAGGAAUCUUUUCCCUACUCAAAGGCUCUCACGUGUGAAUGUUGGGCUCCUUUCCAAGACCUACCGCGAAGCAAACCCAGCGCUAGGCUGAAAAGGACACAGAGAGCGGCCUAUGUACAAGUUGCUCACAAAACAUUAGAAAAAGCACUUUAAGGAGAGUGUCUUUGUUCUGGAAUGUUGGAUAAUAAAUAAUCUGGAAUGUUGAAUAAUAAAUAAUAGACGUCUCCUUGGUCA